Molecule: messenger RNA, 2217 nt
Organism: Schizophyllum commune H4-8
Lineage: Eukaryota; Fungi; Basidiomycota; Agaricomycetes; Agaricales; Schizophyllaceae
Product: MFS general substrate transporter
Exons: 12
Coding region: 240-1976 (578 amino acids)
Biological process (GO): transmembrane transport
Cellular component (GO): fungal-type vacuole membrane
Molecular function (GO): transmembrane transporter activity
Source: RefSeq, a predicted model, not a curated record
GCAGAAGAGAAUCAAGCGAUGAAUCCUGCGUGCCUGCGUAAGCGAUGGAUGUAACCGGCGCACGACGUCUGUCGGGCCCGCUGUGAAUGCGAAAUCGAGUCUGGCCGCUUGCCUCCGACCUCGACGUGCUGUACUUCCGACGUCGAUCUGCUGUGCUUGUCCUCCCUCGGCCUUUCGACGCGCUCAUCCUUGCUCUGCAUCGUCUACAGGACCCUGCUUGACCGAUCGUGUCUUCCACGAUGAGCGGACCCGCGUACGACGACUCGGAAAAGGCGCUGGAGACCCCCAUGACGCCGGCCUUCGACGUGAAGGCUAUCUCGCACUCGCAGGACGCGACGGGGAUCUCGCAUACUCGGAGCACGAAGGCCAUCUCGCAUAACUUGGACGCCAGCUCACAUACACAAGACUCGGACCCUGAGAAAUGCGCCUCUACCAACGAGCUGGGGGUGCAAGGCGACGACCUCGAGCGCCGAGGGUCAGGUGAUGCGAUUGAAGGCGACGGCGCCUUCCCGCGCGGUAAAUGGAAGGCUUGGUCUACGGUCAUCGGCGCCUUCCUCAUCCAAUUCUACGUCGUUGGCAUCCUCACCGGCUUCGGCGUCUUCCAAGAGUACUACACCACCGCGUGGCUCCCGCGCUACACGACCUCCGACAUCAGCUGGAUUGGCGGCGUGCAGUAUAUGUUCGAGUUAGGAUUGGGGCCGGUGGCGGGGAGGUUAUACGACGCAGGCUACGGGCGCCUUUCGACGCUGCUGGGCUCCUUUAUCUCGAUGUUUAGCUUCUUCAUGCUCUCCCUUGUCAAGCCGAAUCAGUAUUACCAGGUCUUCCUCGUCCAAGGCGUUGGCAUGGGCCUCGGCCUCAUGUUCGUCUUCGGCACGACCAUGACCAUGGUCUCGCAGCACUUUCGGGGGCAGCGGGCGCUGGCGAUGGGAAUCGUCGCUGCCAGCGCGCCGCUCGGGUCGAUCAUGUAUACGAUCCUCCUCAACCACCUCUUUCAUGGCCCCGUCGGCUUCGCGUGGGGCAUGCGCUACGUCGCGUUCGCCACGCUCGGGUGCUUCGUGGUGGGGAAUGCGAUGUUGUAUAGUCCGGUGAAGGAGGGGGCGAGUGGUCCGGGGAAGGAGGGGAAGCGUAGUCGGAGUGGGAUCAAAUUUCGACGCUCCAGCAAGACCGACUCCAGAAGCGCCCACUCUUCGAGCGAGGCCGAAAGCGUGGAUACGCAGCCUGGAGGCGGCGCAGAGAAGGCCGAUGGGAAGGCGACACCGAAUACCGACGGCGCGGCGACACCGAAGACCGACGGCGCGGCAACACCGAAGAGCGACAGCAGCAAUGCACUCGAAAAGGAGGAGUCUACACAAGUUGCCUCACCUCCCGUCGAAGCCCCCCUCUGGGACCUGCCCUUCGUCCUGGUCAUGAUCAGCGCGCUGCUGUGGUCACUGGGCGCGACGCCGCCGAAUUUCUAUAUGCAGCUCUACGCCGAACUGCACGGCGUCAACGAGCAGCUCUGUUUCUACUCCUUCGCGAUUCUGAGCUUCGCGAGCAUCUUCGGCAGGAUACUUCCGGGCUGGAUGGCGGAUCGGUGGGGCGCGGCGGAGGUGUUUGUGCCGAGUUUGGCGGUGGUGGGCCUAAUCAGCUUCGCCAUGUUCGGCUGCCGGCAUCCGGCGGGGCUUGUCAUUUUUGCGCUUAUCUUCGGCUACUUCUUCGGCACCGUGAUCGCGAUGUACAUGCCCAUGGUCGCGUCCAUGACGCCUGAGGGGGCGGGGAUGGGCCGCCGCCUCGGUGUCUCCCUCACGCCCGUCGGCAUCGGCUCCUUCGUCGGCCCGCCCAUGGUCGGCGCUAUUCUCGGCCCAAACUACGACUGGUGGAAGACGAUCGUGUUUUCGGGGGUCAUGGUUCUAUCCGCAUGUGCAUUCAAUAUCACCGCGGUCGUCAUCUUCCGCCGGCGCGCGAGGGCGAAGGCGGCGGUGACGGCGAACGCUUAGACGCUUGCUUUUCCGAGUCUUGAAGCGUCUACUUUCAUAGAUGAGCGAUACACACAAAUCAACACACGUGCACUCCUUUGUAUAUAAGAUCGUUUAGCCGUCACCCUGGGGGUCGACGCGCGCCGUAUGAUAAUCUGUAUUAUUCACUCCUCUCUUGUUCUUCGCGCAAGUGGACGAUGAAGUAUGCGCUUUGCUUGUGCAGCAUAUAUAGGUUAUUUUGAAGAUCGUCCCCAUCGAAGCU